AUGGUGAUAUUUCGAUAUUCCACCAUUCUAGGCCUGUUCUCCUUCAUUGCUGGGAUUGCUCUCGGCUAUGGUGGAAGUAACAGUGAGGUCGUGUUCAAGUGUGCCCAAAUUCCAUCGCCAGUUUGCUAUCUUAGAUCGGUCACGUUUGAAGAUGCAACUGCCAGCCUAACGCUAAAUAGUGUGGACGGCAAAGAAAUGCUCCACAUUAAGGGUGGCAAAAUUGAGGCACUACAACCGAAACACUGUGAGAGUUUGUCCAAGUUCCAGAAGGUGCAGAUCGGACGGGUUGGACUUAAGGAGCUAUGUUUUACGACGAGCUUCGUGCAUGUGAACGCGGAACACAACCGUCUCAAAAAACUGCACGUCGAGGCGCUUCCCGCCGACGGUGCCACCUAUCGUAUGGAGGAGCUGCAUCUCAACGACAAUCAGCUCGAAACGAUCGAUGGCAUAUGCAACUUUGUCGCGCUAAAGGAACUACAUCUGGAGCAAAACUUGCUGAGCAGCUUGGACAUGCGCUGUUUUGCUGACAUGAAACAGCUCAAAAAGCUACAUCUUGCUUCCAAUCGGCUAAACAUGAUCACCACCACGACCAACGGUCUGGCCCUUCCGGCGCUGAGUUUCAUGGGUCUGCAGAACAAUACGCUCACGGAGCUCGAUCUGCACAAGUGGUCACUCCCAGCACUGGAGGUGCUCGAGCUUUCCUCCAACAAUCUGACGAACGUCCGCGGGCUGACAGUGCUGCAGAUGCUGUCGGACAUUUCGCUCGCCGGCAACCGUUGGCAUUGUGACGAGUUGGAGCAGAUGCUAGAGGGUUUGGAAAGCAACGGUGUGCACGUGAAGGAUGGCGAUCAUAAUUGUAGCGGCAUCCGCAAUGGCACGAUUUGCUGCACAUACGAGCACCUGUCGUCAGAGGGUACGCUGCUAGAUGAGUUAAAGCAGUUUAGUGAUCUGAAGCAGCGGUACGAGCAGGUCGAACAUAAGUUGGAUGAGAUGGUAAGGAAAGAAAUCGAGAAGUUUGAAAGCAAAAUAAUGGAGCUGAAGGAAACGUUUGCCAAGCGAGAUGAAGUUCCUGACACUACAGAACCUCCAAGCGCUGAAGAAGGAAAUGAUUUGGAGGAACCAAAAGCGGAUUCGAACGAUCCACACUCUGAAUCAGCACCAAAUGCAAAAUGUGAAUGUUUGUGCUCUAAAGACAACGUGGACGCUUUACAAUUAAAGCUAACCAAGCUGCAAAAGGAUAUUGAAGCAAAUAAUAAAACACUGCAAGCGCUGCGUGACAAUCAGUCCCAAGUGUCGUACAUGGCCCUGCUUACCAAGCACGAGUUCCGUACGGCCGUGAAACGUGGUGAGUAUAAGCUGAAAGAGCUCAGCUCGAUGCUGUCCAUGCUGCGUGAGCACAUUAAACAUAAGCAAACGCAACAUUGAUAUACAUAUUAAGUACAACCCAAUAAA
Messenger RNA from Anopheles maculipalpis, 1452 nucleotides. RefSeq lists its product as uncharacterized. Lineage: Eukaryota; Metazoa; Arthropoda; Insecta; Diptera; Culicidae. The record is from RefSeq and is a predicted model, not a curated record. Bases 1 to 1425 code for a protein of 474 amino acids. The transcript has 2 exons. Gene Ontology annotation, molecular function: protein binding.